Sceloporus undulatus (fence lizard) is the source of this 2162-nucleotide messenger RNA. It is a transcript of the gene PABPC1, whose product is annotated as poly(A) binding protein cytoplasmic 1. The transcript is spliced from 14 exons. Gene Ontology annotation, cellular component: ribonucleoprotein complex; cytosol; nucleus. Bases 34 to 1731 code for a protein of 565 amino acids. Lineage: Eukaryota; Metazoa; Chordata; Lepidosauria; Squamata; Phrynosomatidae. Gene Ontology annotation, molecular function: mRNA 3'-UTR binding; poly(A) binding; poly(U) RNA binding. The record is from RefSeq and is a predicted model, not a curated record.
UUUAUUUUUGCAGCUGAGAGAGCUUUAGAUACCAUGAACUUUGAUGUCAUUAAAGGCAAGCCAGUGCGUAUCAUGUGGUCCCAGCGUGAUCCGUCUCUACGUAAGAGUGGUGUUGGAAACAUCUUUAUCAAAAACUUGGAUAAAUCGAUUGACAAUAAAGCUUUGUAUGAUACAUUUUCUGCUUUUGGAAACAUCCUCUCUUGCAAGGUUGUAUGUGAUGAAAAUGGAUCCAAAGGCUAUGGGUUUGUACACUUUGAAACACAAGAAGCAGCUGAAAGAGCUAUUGAAAAAAUGAAUGGAAUGCUGCUUAAUGAUCGCAAAGUAUUUGUUGGAAGGUUUAAAUCUCGUAAAGAGCGUGAAGCAGAGCUUGGAGCUCGUGCGAAGGAGUUUACCAAUGUUUACAUCAAGAAUUUUGGAGAAGAUAUGGAUGAUGAGAGACUUAAGGAACUCUUUGGCAAGUUUGGACCUGCCUUGAGUGUGAAAGUUAUGACUGAUGAAAGUGGGAAAUCCAAAGGCUUUGGCUUUGUCAGUUUUGAAAGACAUGAGGAUGCUCAGAAAGCUGUCGAUGAGAUGAACGGAAAAGAACUGAAUGGCAAACAAAUAUAUGUUGGCAGAGCUCAGAAAAAAGUAGAAAGACAAACAGAGCUGAAGCGCAAAUUUGAACAAAUGAAGCAGGACAGGAUCACCAGAUACCAGGGUGUAAACCUUUAUGUGAAAAAUCUAGAUGAUGGAAUUGAUGAUGAACGCCUACGCAAAGAAUUCUCACCAUUUGGCACAAUUACUAGUGCAAAGGUCAUGAUGGAAGGUGGUCGCAGUAAAGGUUUUGGGUUUGUCUGCUUUUCUUCGCCAGAAGAAGCAACAAAAGCAGUUACAGAAAUGAAUGGUAGAAUUGUGGCCACCAAACCACUAUAUGUAGCCUUAGCCCAGCGUAAAGAAGAGCGCCAAGCCCACCUCACGAACCAGUACAUGCAGAGAAUGGCAAGUGUAAGAGCAGUGCCCAAUCCAGUCAUCAAUCCUUACCAGCCUGCACCACCUUCUGGUUACUUCAUGGCCGCUAUUCCACAGACACAAAACCGUGCUGCGUAUUAUCCUACUAGCCAACUUGCUCAGCUUAGACCAAGUCCUCGCUGGACUGCUCAGGGUGCCAGACCACAUCCUUUCCAGAACAUGCCAGGUGCCAUCCGCCCUGCAGCUCCCAGACCCCCAUUCAGUACCAUGAGGCCAGCAUCAUCACAGGUUCCACGAGUAAUGUCAACACAACGUGUUGCUAACACAUCAACUCAAACCAUGGGUCCACGUCCAGCUGCUGCUGCUGCUGCAGCCACUCCAGCUGUACGCACUGUUCCACAAUACAAGUACGCUGCAGGUGUUCGCAAUCCUCAGCAACAUCUCAACACCCAGCCUCAGGUUGCCAUGCAGCAGCCUGCUGUCCAUGUGCAAGGUCAAGAACCUUUGACUGCUUCCAUGCUGGCCUCCGCUCCACCACAGGAACAAAAGCAGAUGCUGGGAGAACGCCUGUUCCCUCUUAUUCAAGCCAUGCACCCCACUCUGGCGGGUAAAAUCACUGGUAUGCUGUUAGAGAUAGAUAACUCCGAACUCCUCCAUAUGCUUGAGUCUCCUGAAUCUCUUCGUUCGAAGGUUGAUGAAGCUGUAGCCGUACUGCAAGCCCAUCAAGCUAAAGAAGCUGCCCAGAAAGCAGUUAACAAUCCAGCAGGCGUUCCAAGCGUCUAAUUUACAUCCAGGACUACUUACUAUAAUUUCGCUUCACCGAAGAAAAAAAUCUAAACAUGGAAAAACUACUAAAUAUUGAGAAAAACAUUGCAAAAUAUAAAAUAAAUAAAAAAAGGAAAGGAAACUUUGAAGCUUAUGUACACAACCAAUGCCAGGACUAGCAAAACAGUCCUAGAUUACCUAUUGAUUUAAAAUACAAAAAAAAUAGCAAAAAGUUUAAAAAAAACAAAUUAAUGUUUUAUAAAACCCGGGGGGAAGAAUUUUCAGCACAUUACAAAAAAUUUAAAGCAUUCCUUUCUUUAAUUUUGUAAUUUACUGUGGAAAAGCUCAGAAUAUCACUACUGUUGUAGUUAACAGUAAGGAUUGAUAGCUGAGCAAAGAACCAUAAUUUGGAUUAUAAAAUUGCUUUAAUAAAAAUCCUUAAACACUGA